This is a messenger RNA of Sinocyclocheilus anshuiensis, 738 nucleotides long. Its product is annotated as collagen alpha-1(IV) chain-like. Bases 58 to 738 code for a protein of 226 amino acids. Gene Ontology annotation, cellular component: collagen trimer. The record is from RefSeq and is a predicted model, not a curated record. Gene Ontology annotation, molecular function: extracellular matrix structural constituent. The transcript is spliced from 5 exons. Lineage: Eukaryota; Metazoa; Chordata; Actinopteri; Cypriniformes; Cyprinidae.
CUGGUUUGUCCGGCGAAGUGGGUCCCAAGGGUUCACAAGGUCCACCUGGGAUAAAAGAUGGAUUCCUUUUUACCAAGCAUAGUUAGACAACAACUACCAGACUGUCCUCCUGAGUCAAAACAUGUGUACUUUGGAUAUUCGCUUCUCUUCAUCAACGGCAAUAACUGCGGACAUGGACAAGACCUAGGUGUUUGUAGGAUGUGUUUGCAAAUGUUCUCCAUGCCUUUCCUGGUGUGCAAUCCCAAUGACACUUGUCACUACGCCUUUCGAAAUGAUUACUCCUAUUGGCUGUCUACAGACAUGGCGAAGUCUGGCAACAUGGAAUUGAUAUCUGGUGAUUCGUUGGCUAAUUAUAUCAGCAGGUGUUCAGUAUGUGAGGCACCAGCUAAUGUAAUGGCACUUCACAGCCAGACCAUGGAAAUCCCAGACUGCCCUAAAGGUUGGCUUCCACUAUGGAAAGGUUACUCCUUUGUAAUGCAAACGGGUGCUGGUGCAGAAGGUUCUGGGCAGCAACUGGUUUCUCCUGGAUCCUGUCUGGAAGAAUUCCGGAAGAUUCCAUUCAUAGAGCGUCAUGGUCGUGGCACCUGUAACUUCUAUCCUGAUUCAUACAGCUUCUGGCUUGCAUCACUUGAUCCAAGAAGAAUGUUCAGCAAACGGGUGCUGGUGCAGAAGGUUCUGGGCAGCAACUGGUUUCUCCUGGAUCCUGUCUGGAAGAAUUCCGGAAGAUUCCAUUCAUAG